Molecule: messenger RNA, 852 nt
Organism: Quercus lobata
Lineage: Eukaryota; Viridiplantae; Streptophyta; Magnoliopsida; Fagales; Fagaceae
Exons: 1
Coding region: 1-852 (283 amino acids)
Source: RefSeq, a predicted model, not a curated record
AUGGCUGAUGAGUCUGCGAGCAAUCCUUACUUCUUGCCAACGACAGAGAAUCCUGGAAUCAUCCUCACAUCACAGCCAUUAACUGGACCUGAGAACUACAUGAGUUGGGCAAGGUCAGUGUUCUUGGCUUUGAGUGCUAGAAACAAGUUUGGCUUUGUGAAUGAUUCAAUUCCAGAGCCAAAUCCAUUUUCUCCAUUGUUCAACACUUGGAGCAGAUGUAACACCACAGUUCUCUCAUGGCUGACCAAUUCUUUGAGUUUGGAGCUCAAGGCAAAUGUCAUGUAUAUCAACACUGCCAAGGAUUUAUGGAAUGAUCUCAGGGAUAGGCUUUCACAAGGAAAUACUCCGAGAUUGUUUGAGCUUCAGAAGGAGAUCUCUCAUCUUUCACAGGGAUCGCUCUUGGUGAGUUCCUAUUUUACCAAAUUCAAGACACUUAAGGAUGAAUUCAUCAAUUAUCAGCUUUUUACUGCAUGUACCUGUGCUUGUACAUAUGGAUCUAAGUCCUCUCAAUUGGAUGCUCAGCAUAAAGAACAUGUUUUUCGAUUUUUGAUGGGAUUGAAUGACAGUUAUGGGAACAUUAUUGGUAUAAUUAUGUUAAUUGAACCUUUUCCCUUUGUUAGCAAAGUUUGUUGUUUGAUUUUGCAAGAAGAGAAGAGAAGAAGCAUAGGUCAUGGUGGUAAUAUGGUUUAUCCUAUUGAGGCUACUGUCAUGUAUGCCAAUAAUAACCAAAAUUUUCAAGGAAAUUUUCAAGGUCAUAACCAAGGCUUUCAUGGUGGAAAGAAAGGAAAUUCUAAGAAGGAAAGGCCAACUUGUACCUAUUGUGGACUUGUUGGUCACAUAGCUGACUGUUAG